Molecule: messenger RNA, 1785 nt
Organism: Symbiodinium sp. CCMP2456
Lineage: Eukaryota; Dinophyceae; Suessiales; Symbiodiniaceae
Source: the annotation of a GenBank genome assembly
AUGGCUCUCGCUUUCUGGUUCGCCAUGACCUUGAUGUACAACGGGAAAGAGGACCUCUCCGCCGGCAAGGUGCUUUCCGCAUUCAUGUGCAUCCUGACAGUGGGCUUCAUGAUCGGGAAGAUCGGCCCCGGCUUCGCCGGAGUGGCGGCGGCUCAGGCGUCGAUGGCGCGCUUCUUCUACGUGGUCAGUCAGGAGUCCGUCAUCCAGAAACGUUUGCAUGACGAUCGGAAGACGGUUGGCCCGAUCGAAAGCUUGUCCUUGGAGGAUGUGCACUUCGCGUAUCCCGCCCGCCCGGAGAUGAAGAUCUUGCAUGGACUCAGCCUGACGAUCAAGAAGGGACAGAAAGUGGCAGUGGUGGGCGAGUCUGGCAGCGGCAAGAGCACGAUCAUGGCGUUGCUUGAACGCUUCUACGACCCGCAACAAGGUGCAGUGAAGAUCAACGGCGAAGAUUUGAGGAACCUCAACAUCGAGUCAUACCGCAAGCAGAUUGGCUAUGUGGGCCAGGAGCCGGUGCUCUUCGCCACCAGUGUGCGCGCGAACAUCCUCCAGGGCUGCCGCGAUGCGACAGAGGAGGAUUUCGAGGCAGCUGCACACAAUGCCCAGCUGGACUUCGUGAAGGCACUUCCCGAGCAGUUCGACACCUACGUGGGCUCCGGAGGGUCCCAGUUCUCGGGGGGUCAGAAGCAGCGCAUCGCCAUCGCCCGGGCACUGCUGAAGAAGCCGUCGAUCAUGUUUUUGGACGAAGCCACCAGUGCCUUGGACUCGAGCUGCGAGAAGCAAAUCCAGCAAACCAUCGACAACUUGGGCAAGAGCUCCUGGCUGGGCAGCAUGACGAUCGUCAGCAUCGCGCAUCGGCUGACCACGGUGCAGAAUUCGGAUCUCAUCUACGUCCUCGAGCAGGGAGUGGUCGCUGAGUGCGGAAGCCACAAAGAGCUGACGGCCCAGGAAGGCGGCAUCUACCAAGCGCUGGCGGCUGCCCAAGGCGCCGUCCUGGCCCGCAAGAUCACCGGUGAGCUGGCCCCAAACGCCGACGAGGGUGAAGUGCCAAAGAUCACGCCGAAGCCGUCCAGAACAGCGAACAAGCCGGCGGAGGACCCAGAAGACAAGGAGGCCGAGCGUCAGAAGCGCAUCGCCAAGAGCUACAAGGUUCCCACGCUGCGCUUGCUCAGCUUCUCCAAGCCUUACUGGUGCUGCUUCGUGCCGGGGCUGUUGGCAGCAUUGGUGAGUGGCGCUUGCUUCCCGCUGAUGGGUGCCUUUGUUCUGGUUGAUGCACUGUCGGCCUUGAUGCAGGGGGACAAGGAGAACAUGAAGUCCCAGGCCGAAAUGGCUGCGCUGUGGUUCGUAAUCGUGGGCGUGGCCCGUUGCAUCGCCUCAACCUUCCAAUUCGCCUGCUUCGGCGUCAUCGCAGAGAUCACCACAAGGGAGGCCCGCGUCACCAUGCUCACCAGCAUCUUCCGCCAGGACAUUGGCUACCAUGACGAUCCAGAGAACACCCCCGGGAAGCUCGUGGCUGCCCUAAAGGUCUAUGCCUACCGCAUUGCGCAGCUGGUCGUUGCGUUUGGCGACAAUGCAGAUGCCCUGUGUUCGAUCGUGGUCGGCUUGACGAUGGCUUUCGUCGGCUGCUGGGAGAUGGCAGGAGCCAUGCUCCUCACCAUUCCCAUCUUCGCGAUCGCUUCAGGUAUCAAGGUGGCAGUCAUGAUCGGUGGUGCCAAGAACGAGAAUCAGGUCCUGAAACAGGCCACGCAGGUGACCUCCGAUUCGCUGCUCAACGCCCGGACCAUCUAA